Molecule: messenger RNA, 2307 nt
Organism: Scatophagus argus
Lineage: Eukaryota; Metazoa; Chordata; Actinopteri; Scatophagidae
Product: neuromedin-U receptor 1-like
Exons: 3
Coding region: 24-1250 (408 amino acids)
Biological process (GO): G protein-coupled receptor signaling pathway
Cellular component (GO): plasma membrane
Molecular function (GO): neuromedin U receptor activity
Source: RefSeq, a predicted model, not a curated record
CUUCUUGUGUUUCAAUCAGCAACAUGCCGGCACUGAACUGCUCUCUUGCUGCUCUUUUCACAACUGGAGCCAAAGUUUUCAAUGACGUAGGCUGCCCCGAGGCUGCUGUGGUGUGUGGGAUGAAUAUCUCCUGGGUGUUGGCUAAUGCUACUGCACAAGAUCUGGAUGACAUGUGCUUGAGUGAGGAUGAGUACAUGGCCAGGCACCUGGGGCCUCAGAGGUCUUCGGUGUUCCUUCCUGUCUGUGUCACCUACCUCAUCAUCUUCUUGGUGGGCGUACUGGGCAAUUCCCUGACCUGUGCAGUCAUUUUGCGCUACAGGGUGAUGCAGACACCCACUAACUACUAUUUGCUGAGUCUGGCAGUAUCUGACCUGCUGGUGCUGCUGCUUGGCAUGCCAUUAGAGCUCUACGAGAUGUGGCAGAAUUACCCCUUCCUACUUGGGGAGGGAGGCUGCUACUUCAAAACAUUCUUGUUUGAGACUGUCUGCUUUGCCUCGAUCCUCAACGUCACGGCGCUCAGUGUGGAGCGGUAUAUGGCAGUGGUGCACCCCUUGAAAGUCAAACACAUGGCCACACGCGCUCACGUCAAGAGGGUCAUCUUUAUGCUGUGGGUGCUGUCCAUGCUGUGUGCCGUGCCAAACACCAGUCUGCAUGGGAUUGAGGUCUUGCCUCCAUGGUUUGGACGCCAGUUUCCCCGAUCUGCUAUCUGCAAUGUGGUCAAGCCCACCUGGAUAUACAACCUGAUCAUCCUGAUUUCCACAGUGGUCUUCUUCCUGCUCCCCAUGCUGAUAAUCAGUAUUCUCUACCUGCUCAUUGGCUUGCAGCUGCACAGGAAGAAGGUGAUGACUGUGGUGGACACUGGGAGUAACUUUGGACCAGAAAGUCUUUCCACGUCCGAUAAGCAGAAGCUUAGUAAACGCAAUCUGCAAGUCACCAAAAUGCUAUGUGUGCUGGUGGUUGUGUUUGGCCUUUGCUGGGCUCCCUUCCACGUGGACCGCUUGACAUGGAGCUACAUUGACACCUCACAUGAACAACAUCUCAAGGUGUUUGAGCAUGUCCACAUUGUCUCUGGAGUCUGCUUCUACCUGAGCUCUGCCAUCAACCCCAUCCUCUACAAUCUCAUGUCCACAAGGUUCAGAGAAAUGUUCAGUCAUGUUACCUGUUAUUCUAACAACCAGUCUUCACGUUCCAGCUUUCGGAUGACCCAACGCACCUCCUUGAGUGAGAAAACAUCCAACAGUGCAAAAUAGGCCGAGUCUCUUGUAAGCCAGUCUGGGUCAAAGGAAGUCCAAGAACAUUAUACACAGUAACAAAUUAAAGGAAACAUUGAAUAGAUUAGUUUAGAAACACAGCUAAUUCAGGGAAUGAGGGGUCGCUGAAUGGUUCAGUGAGCCUGGAAAUUAUGUGUCGUAUUCCAUGGCCAUGCAGUCAACAGAACUUAUCACAAAUGGACAUGUAUGGGAGAUUGUGGAGUGGCCAUUACCAUCAUCAACAUACCAAAUGACUGAAUAUCUUUUAGAGACUGAAGAAUCCAUACCAAGAGGCCUUGAAACUGUUCUGGCCCAAUAUCUUACAAUGACAUUCAUAUUGUUUUUUCCUUUAACUUGUUGGCUAUCCAUACACAUAAAGAGCUCAUAGGCUUUCCAAUGGGGAGGCCCUCUCUCAGAAGAGAACCCCUGUAAGAGGUAAGGGGUCCUCUGAUGAAGCAACCUGACAUUACCUGAGUGAACAGAACCAAGGUACUUGACAAAAUCUAAGAGACAUGUUUAAGAAAUAAUAAUAAUAAUAAGCAUACUUGCAUGCUGCAGAGGCUUCUUUCAUGUCUGGACGUCCUCUAGAAAUAUCUACAAAAACUCAAAUCCCAUUUAAAGAGAGGACCAACAAUCUUUCUGAGGCACAUGUUUGGAUGAACAAUGACAUUAUCAUUUAAAUAACACAACAACAUUUUCAUGCAUGGGAAAAGUGACCCAUCACCUUGUCUGCUAAGCAAAUUUAUUUAUUGUAUAUACUGUACGUGCAUUGUAUAACAAAGAAUGAAUGCACAAUGGCUGCAAGUACAUUUGUCUGGGAAUGAAUCAGGGAUGAAAAUGAAGGUCAUUUUAGUGAAGCAGGAAAAUAGGGACAAGAUGGUAAGUUUGUAUGAAAGUAGCUGCGAUAUAAUUGUAUCAUUUGGCAACUUUAAGGAACACUGUAUUGUGUGAUUACUUAUACAAUGAACAACAGUAGUAAUUCUGCAUUGUAUUAAAAGCUUCAUUAACUAAAUAUACAUCAGAAUUUUGGAAAUUAAUUUUAAUUUCCUGAUAGUAA